GGCUAGAGGCGGCCGCCACGAGGGCGCGCGGCGCCGGAGACAUGUCCAGGAGGAAACAGAGCAACCCCCGGCAGAUCAAGCGUUCCCUCAGAGACAUGGAGGCCAGAGAAGAGGCCCAGGCCGCGGACACCAGCCUCCCGGAGCAGGAGGCCACAGCACUGGAGCCCAAGCCCCCGAGCCCUUCCAGUCCAGAUGCUACUCCUCCACCCCCACCGCUACCACCCCCCGACACGUCCCCAGGAGGCUCCGAGGAGACGGAGGGUCCGGAGCCAGAGACGAGGCUGGAGGAGGAGGAGGCCAGCAGCCCCUGGAGCGGGCCAGAUGAGCUGAAGCUGCUGCUGCAGGACGGACAGAGGUGCGUGCGGGCUCGGUGCAGCCUCGCCGAGGGCCUGUCCUGGGGCCCGUUCCACGGGAGCAUCCAGACCAGAACCUCGUCCCCCGGGCAGGUGGAACCGAGCUCGGCCCUGACCCUGCUGCUGGAGGACGAGGCCUGCUGGCUGAGGACGCUGCCCCGGGCCCUGACCGAGGCCGAAGCCAACUCGGAGAUCUACAGGAAGGAUGGUGCCCUCUGGUGCAGGCUCACCAGGCCGGUGGCCGCGGGCGGACGGCUGAGCGUGCUCCUCGCGGCCGAGCCCUACGGUGACCCCGGCCAGCCUGUGAAGGAGCCGGCGGAGCCCGAGGGCCUGGCCCCCUCCCCAGCCGCCGACAUCCAGCUCCUGCCCCAGCAGGCAGGCAUGGCAUCCAUCCUUGCGACUGCCGUUGUCAACAAAGACGUCUUUCCCUGCAAGGACUGCGGCAUCUGGUACCGCAGCGAGCGGAACCUACAAGCCCACCUCCUCUACUACUGCGCCAGCCGCCAGGGCUCCAGCUCCCCCGCCGUGGCCGCCCCCGAAGAGAAGCCCAAGGAGACCCACCCCAGCGAGCGGGUCUGCCCCUUCCCCCAGUGCCGCAAAAGCUGCCCCAGCGCCAGCUCCUUGGAGAUCCACAUGCGCAGCCACAGCGGAGAGCGCCCCUUCGUGUGUCUCAUCUGCCUGUCCGCCUUCACCACCAAGGCCAACUGCGAGCGGCACCUCAAGGUGCACACAGACACGCUGACGGGUGUCUGCCACAGCUGCGGCUUCAUCUCCACCACAAGGGACAUCCUCUACAGCCACCUAGUGACCAACCACAUGGUCUGCCAGCCGGGCUCUAAGGUGGAGAUCUACUCAUCAGGGGCUGGGCACCCCACUGCCAAGCUCCCUGCAGACAGUCUGACCGCCUUCCAGCAGCACACGGCGCUGCACGGCCCCCUGGCCUCUGCAGACCUGGGCCUGGUGCCCACCCCAUCACCGGGACUGGACAGGAAGGCCCUGGCAGAGCCCACCAACGGAGAGACCAUAACGGGCCCCCAGAACGGGGGCGGCGGCGAACCCCCAGCGACCCCCAGGAGCAUCAAGGUGGAGGCGGCGGAGGAGCCCGAGGCGGAGCCAGGGCCCCGGGCCCUGUCGCGGACGCCGUCACCACCCAGCGCGGGCCCCAGCCCCGUGCGCGUGAAGGCGGAGCUGUCCAGCCCCACGCCCGGCUCCAGCCCAGGGCCCGGCGCGCUCUUCCUGCCGCAGCUGCCCACGGCGCCGCCGGCCUCCGAGAUCCUGGCCAAGAUGUCCGAGCUGGUGCACAGCCGGCUGCAGGCGGGCGCGGGGGUGGGCGCGCCGGCUGGCCUCUUCACGGGGGCCCCCAAGGGCGCCACGUGCUUCGACUGCGACAUCACCUUCAACAACGUCAACAACUUCUAUGUACACAAGCGCCUCUACUGCUCCGGCCGCCGCCCGCCCGACGACACGCUCCCUGCCCGCCGGCCCAAGGCGGCCCCCGCCCCGCCGCGCGCGCCCCCCGCCCCGCCGCCCGCCGAGGCCGACGAGCAGCGCUCGCUGCCGGGCCCCGGGGCGCGCGAGGACGAGGCAGGGGGCGCGGCUACGCCCGAGGCGGAAGCCGAGACCGAGGCGGGCGGCCGGGGCAGCGAAGGCAGCCCGAGCCCGGGCAGCGGGGCAGACGAGGACGACGACCCCCGCCGGACACUGUGCGAGGCCUGCAACAUCCGCUUCAGCCGCCACGAGACCUAUACGGUGCACAAGCGGUACUACUGCGCCUCUCGCCACGACCCGCCGCCGCGCCGGCCCGCGCCCGCCGGGACCCCCGCGCCCGCUGCGCCGCCCGUGCGUACGCGCAGGCGCCGCAAGCUCUACGAGCUGCACGUGGCCGGACCCGCCCCGUCCCCGGUCGCACCCGCCCCGUCCCCGGUCGGACCCGCCCAGCCCGUCGCGGCAGGCCACGCCCCCACGCCGCCUGCGUCGCCGGCGCCGCGGCCCGGAAGCGGAAAUGGAGGCGGAGGUGGAAGCGGCCCAGAACCGGCGGAAGGCCCUAUCGACCUGAGCAAAAAGCCGCGGCGCCAGGCUCCCGCCGCCGCCCCUGGCCCUGCGCCCGGCCUACCGGCCCUGGCCGACUACCACGAGUGCACAGCCUGCCGCGUGAGCUUCCACAGCCUCGAGGCGUACUUGGCGCACAAGAAGUUCUCGUGCCCCUCCGCCCCGCGCCGCCUGCGCGCCGCCCCCGAGGACCCGCCCGCCGUCGUCUGCCCCUACUGCCCCCCGAACGGCGUGGUGCGCGGCGACCUCAUCGAGCACUUCCGCCUGGCGCACGGCCUGCUGCUGGGCAAACCCCCGGCCGGCUCCGGCUCCGGCCCUGGCGCCGAGGCCCGGACGCCCUCGCCCGCCGCCCCCCGCGAUGGCCUCAACGGCCAGGACCCUUGGGAGCCGCCCGCCGGCAGCCCCCGGCCCGGCCCGCCCGCGGCCACGUCCCCCGAGGCCGUGCCGGCACCCCCCUCCCACUCGGACAAGGGCGUACAGACCCCCAGCCAGGGGACGGCGGCUUCCGUGCCCAACGGCAACCACAGGUACUGUCGCCUGUGCAACAUCAGGUUCAGCAGCCUGUCCACCUUCAUCGCCCACAAGAAGUAUUACUGCUCCUCGCAUGCGGCCGAGCACGUGAAGUGAGCGCCCGGCGCUGCUGCCCUGCAGGGGGACCCGGGACGCUCCAGGCACAGACCUCGUCAGAGAGGCUGCAGGGGGCAGCGCCCGCCUGGACCUUGGCACUUAAUAAAGAAGUUCAGUUU
Molecule: messenger RNA, 3148 nt
Organism: Mesoplodon densirostris (Blainville's beaked whale)
Lineage: Eukaryota; Metazoa; Chordata; Mammalia; Artiodactyla; Ziphiidae
Gene: ZFPM1
Product: zinc finger protein, FOG family member 1
Exons: 10
Coding region: 42-3029 (995 amino acids)
Biological process (GO): megakaryocyte differentiation; negative regulation of transcription by RNA polymerase II; erythrocyte differentiation
Cellular component (GO): nucleus
Molecular function (GO): RNA polymerase II-specific DNA-binding transcription factor binding
Source: RefSeq, a predicted model, not a curated record